Messenger RNA from Eutrema salsugineum, 1106 nucleotides. RefSeq names its product transcription repressor OFP7. Lineage: Eukaryota; Viridiplantae; Streptophyta; Magnoliopsida; Brassicales; Brassicaceae. The transcript has a single exon. The record is from RefSeq and is a predicted model, not a curated record. Gene Ontology annotation, biological process: negative regulation of DNA-templated transcription. The coding region runs from base 33 to 998 and encodes 321 amino acids.
CAAAAACAAAAAGAGAAAACAAGAAAAAAAAAAUGACGAAACGUUUCAAACUAAAGAUAUCAAGAAUCCUCUCUUUCAAAUCUUGCCGUUCAAAAGAACCCUCCGAUCUCCCUUUCAAUCCUGUCCAUUCAAUCCACCGUCAUAAACCUCCUCCACCGGCUAAUCAUUCCACCGUCGUCACCACCGUGCCACAUCGUCGUCGUUCUUCUUUCAGACUACACGUUUUAACAGCUUUUGGCUGCGGCUCAAGACGGCGACGCUCCUCAACGCCGUUGGAUGUUUCUUUUAAGAACUCACCGUCGUUAUCGCCGCCGCAGACGCCGACGUUUCAGUGGGAAAGCGAAGGGAAGUGGCACGUGAUUGCUCAAGUCGACGAGGGAGAAUACGAAACGCCUCGUCGGAAAAUCUACGACGGAGAUGAUCGCCGACGUUCAGGUAAGAAGAAGGAGAGAAAUGCACGGCGGCGAGGAAGCGUUUCCUCGGCAGAAGAAUACGAAGAAGAGACGGAGAAAGAGAGUCUCUUAUUACCAUCUUCCACAAACCUCUCGCCGGAUUAUUCCUCGUCGGAGCUGCCACGUGUCACUCGACGACGGCGACACACUCCGAAGAGGAAAAACGCGUCUUCGGUGGUUAAGGAAGAAAGCGAGUCGUCGUCACCUCCGCCAUCUCCGGCGAGAUUGUCGACGUUUAUGCAGAGAUUUAUGCCGUGUGCGGCGGCUGCGGCGGUUGUGGUGGAAGGAGUGGCGGUGGUGAAGAGAUCGGAGGAUCCGUACGAAGAUUUCAAGGGUUCAAUGAUGGAGAUGAUAGUAGAGAAGAAUAUGUUUCAAGUGGCUGAGCUUGAGCAGCUUCUACGCUGUUUCCUAACGCUAAACGCGAAACGCCACCACCGUGCGAUUGUUAGAGCGUUUUCUGAGGUUUGGGUUGCUUUGUUCUCCGGUGGUAAUAAUGACGGUAGUCAAAGGUCAAGUGUUCGACUCUCAGAUUAUGAUGAGUGUUAAAAUAAUAAUAAUGUUUAGAUCCUCUGUUUAUGAUCAUGUCUAACUAAAUUUGAUUUUUAUUUUUUAAUGUAAGUGGUGUCGAUGUAAGUGUGAAUGUAAAUUAUUCGG